AUUUCGAUGUUGUCACACUGACUAUUCAUGCCUUGCUCGACCAGAGAGGCAGAGACAGAGAGACUGCAAAAAAGAGCUUCAGUGGCUUACCCACAUGGCCGCGUUUAGAGGAAUUCCACGACUCAUCAAGCAACUCUCUCGAUUAAACCCUAACAAUAUUUCUCCUUCUCUCCUUCCUCCACCUUACCUUAUCUCUCACAGAGGAAUCACUUCCAAGCUUUUCGUUGGGGGGCUAUCGUUCUACACGACAGAAAAGGCCUUGUCAGAAGCAUUUUCACAAUUUGGUCAAGUGAUAGAAGCUAAAAUAAUCAUGGACAGAGUAUCCGAUAGAUCUAAGGGAUUUGGAUUUGUGACCUUUGCAUCGGAAGAUGAAGCACAGAAAGCCCUAACAGAAAUGAAUGGAAAGGUACUCAAUGGUCGGAUCAUAUUUGUGGACAAUGCAAAACCCAGAUCCCGUUUUGAUGAUGGGAUGCCAAUAGCAAGAGGACCCCCUGAACCAACACCUGACACUUGAAUUUCCUUGUUUCUUUUUUGUUUCUCAUAUAGUUGAUUAUUUGUUAUAUUGGAAACGAGUCACUUGUGUAAAAGACAAAGAUAAUGGCCAUUGACUGAAUACUGGAACAUAAUCUUAAGCCAUUUAUUUUUUUCA
Nelumbo nucifera (sacred lotus) is the source of this 649-nucleotide messenger RNA. RefSeq names its product small RNA-binding protein 11, chloroplastic-like. NCBI's taxonomy places the organism in Eukaryota, Viridiplantae, Streptophyta, Magnoliopsida, Proteales, Nelumbonaceae. Gene Ontology annotation, molecular function: RNA binding. The record is from RefSeq and is a predicted model, not a curated record.